AGCAUUGCUCACAAAACCCACCGAAACCGUCGCGCAAACGAAAACGACAAGAACGCGAACGAGAAUAAUCCUGCCCGUUCAUCGAAAGGGCUUUCAGGGAAACGCACAGUGCUUAUCGAUGGUGAAUCGACUUCUUCAUACGUGACGAGAAACAUCGCACACCAAAUCCCAGCUAGUAGGCCGCGAUCGUGCCUCGCCUCCGAUUGUUCUGCUGGUUGACGAAAAGAAGCAAAGAAAGGCACAGUGAAAUCGGUCUUCCGUCCAAUCCCGGCGCCUGGGCCAUCUCGUCUAUGUUGUGUUCCGCCUAUUAUUGUGUACCGUUGGCCCCCCCAUUGUGUGUGUCUGAAUACGUGCCGUUUGACGACGAUGAUGGGUGUUAGAAAUCCAAGCAACCCGAAUGCCUAACCAGGAUCCGCGAUAUUUUCCUGCGUGUCAUCUGCCAAAGUGAAAGUCCCGUGCGCGCCCCAAAACAUAUCGACCAAAGGGAAGGUGCGUCCGGAGGAGCGGCUCGGAAAGUAAAAUUAACCAUUCCCCCGCCAACCUAAGUCCUCAUGUGCGGCGACAUUUGGGUACCACCCGGAUUCGUCGACGGUGACUAGAGGAAGGCGGUAGGCUGCGAAAAAGAAAGGCUCUCCUCCGAAGGCGAUUGCUUCGAUUGGGGCGUGUGACGAACGGAGCGUCAAAAUUACGGCCAAACUGAACCUCAGCGUCCUGGCCGCGAUGGAGCAGGACGACGACGACGAAGUGCACGACAUCCGGGAGCAGCUGUUCCACAACACGGUUCGCGAGCAUAUCAUAUUUAUGUUGCUGUUUCUGCUGCUUUACCUUGGCAGCUACGCACUGAUCAUCCGGUUCCGGCGCCGUGGCCGGGAAGAUUUGUUCGCGGUCGACGAGGAAGAAAUCACAGUCUAUCGCAUAAGUUUAUGGCUCUGUACCUUCUCGUUGGCGGUGGCCGUGGGUGCCGCUCUGCUGCUCCCGAUCUCGAUCGCCAGCAACGAGGUGCUGAUCCUGUACCCAAAUAGCUAUUACGUGAAAUGGCUCAACAGUUCGCUGAUACAAGGGCUGUGGAACUACGUGUUUCUGUUCUCCAAUCUGGCCCUGUUUGUGCUGCUCCCGUUCUCGUACCUCUUCACCGAGUCGUCCGGCUUUACGGGCGCCAAAAAGGGCAUCAUGGCGCGGGUCUACGAAACGUUCACCGUCUUCUCGCUGCUCGCAUUUAUCGUGUUCUCCACGACGUACGUCAUUUCCGCGUUGCGCGAUCCCGACCGGAACACCUUUCAGGCAUUAUUUAAUUUAGCUAGGUAUCACCUGCCAUUCUUGUACUCGUGCGUGUCGUUUUUAGGUGUACUGUUACUGUUAGUUUGUACCCCGCUGGGGUUUGUAAGACUGUUCGGUGUGGUGGGCCAGGUGCUGGUCAAGCCAAACCUUCUGCGCGAUGUGGACGAAGAGUUCCAUGCCUUCAACAUCGAAGAAGCCACCAUCAAGCGUAAGCUGGCCACCGCUAGUCUUAGUAUUGGUAAGGCAGACACGCUUAGUAAGGCGAUUGAAUCGAUAACCUAUCUAUUCCGCGAUUCCGCUCCCAUAGAUCUAAGAAGCGUGAUGACGAUGGACCUUACGCCACCACCGAAGCUGUGCUCCGAGCUGGAUGAUUUGUAUCAAAUCAAAAGCACCGCGAGCGAGUCGGCCAAACUGUUCGAAAGACUGAGAGGAUUGGAGUCUGAGCGUAAAGUAGUAGAAAAGCAACGUAGUUCGUCGGCGCUUCAGAGGAAUCUGGUCUAUCCGAUAGCGAUGCUGCUAUUGCUGAUACUAACCGGCAUCACCGUGCUGUUGGUCGUGCAAAACACACUCGAGCUGCUGAUCGGCAUCAAGGCGGUUCCACUGAGCACCAGGCAAUUCACGCUGGGCAUAACGUCCCUGUCGAAGCUGGGACCGCUCGGUGCCACGCUGGAGGUGUGCAUAAUCACGUUCCUCGGUGUAACGUCGACGGUUGGGCUCUACACGAUGCCCUUUAUGCGCACGGUUCGACCGCAGCGGCGCAACACGUCCCUCACGCAGCUGAUCGCUAACUGUGGGCUUGUGUUGAUACUCAGUUCCGCACUUCCGCUACUGGCACGCAUUCUAGGCAUUACAAAUUUCGAUCUGCUCGGUGACUUUGGAGAGAUCGAAUGGCUUGGCAACUUUCUGAUCGUGCUACUGUACAACUUGAUCUUCGGGACGGCGGCCACGCUGUGUCUGUUCAACAAGUUUACCGCCACCGUGCGGCGUGAGCUGUGCGCCCGGUUGCGGGCCCUGUUCAACUACGGCAGCCACCUUGAGUCUAGCAUUUGCCAGAACGCCGGCAAUCUGAACCACCUGUAUCAUCCACACUCGCCUGCUUCCGGUCCCCAUCAACCGUCAACCAGUAACGGACACUGUCCGCCAACACUGGCGACCGACCAACCGUCUGCAACAUCCGGUGUCACCGAAAACGUAUCCUCGUUACAUCAUCGACACGUGGUGGCCAUCACCGAAACCGAAAGCUGCAACGGAACCGGUAAACCAAAGGGUCAUCCGGAGGCCCUGCUCAUCGAGACCGACCAGAAGGACCAGAAAAAGACGCGAUGAGC
This is a messenger RNA of Anopheles cruzii, 2606 nucleotides long. It is a transcript of the gene lili, whose product is annotated as protein Lilipod. Bases 721 to 2604 code for a protein of 627 amino acids. Gene Ontology annotation, molecular function: transmembrane signaling receptor activity. Gene Ontology annotation, biological process: signal transduction. The transcript is spliced from 10 exons. The record is from RefSeq and is a predicted model, not a curated record. Lineage: Eukaryota; Metazoa; Arthropoda; Insecta; Diptera; Culicidae.